Saitoella complicata NRRL Y-17804 is the source of this 1125-nucleotide messenger RNA. Its product is annotated as Isocitrate/isopropylmalate dehydrogenase. Gene Ontology annotation, biological process: tricarboxylic acid cycle; isocitrate metabolic process. Gene Ontology annotation, molecular function: NAD binding; isocitrate dehydrogenase (NAD+) activity; magnesium ion binding. NCBI's taxonomy places the organism in Eukaryota, Fungi, Ascomycota, Saitoellomycetes, Saitoellales, Saitoellaceae. The coding region runs from base 1 to 1125 and encodes 374 amino acids. The transcript has a single exon. Gene Ontology annotation, cellular component: mitochondrion. The record is from RefSeq and is a predicted model, not a curated record.
AUGUCCAGAAUCCUCGCUCGUUCUUACUCGACCGCCUCCAAGACCAUUCGUCUCGGUCUGAUCCCCGGUGAUGGUAUCGGCCACGAGGUUAUCCCCGCCGCCCGCCGCGUUCUUGAGGCCCUCCCUGCUUCCUCCUCCACCCCCUCCUUCACCUUCGUUAACCUCGACGCCGGAUACGACCACUUCAAGAAGACUGGAACCGCUCUUCCCGAUGAGACUGUCCACCGUCUUAAGACCGAGUGUGACGGUGCUAUCUUCGGGGCUGUCUCCUCCCCCUCCACCAAGGUCGCUGGAUACUCCUCCCCCAUCGUCGGAUUGAGGAAGAAGAUGGAUUUGUACGCCAAUGUUCGUCCUGUCAAGACUGUCAAGGGUGCUGAGCGUGAUGUCGACCUCGUCAUUGUUAGGGAGAACACUGAGUGUUUGUACGUCAAGGAGGAGCGUUUGACCACCGACUCCACCACCGGCCUGAAGAUCGCCGAAGCCACCCGCCGUAUUACGGAGCGUGCCUCCCAGCGUAUCGGCCGCAUGGCCUUCGAGAUCGCUCUUCAGCGUCAAGCCGUCCGCGACGCCGCUCCCGGCUCCUCCAUCCACAAGUCCCCCCUCGUCACCGUCACCCACAAAUCCAACGUCCUCUCCACCACCGACGGUCUCUUCCGCGAGUCCGUCCGUGCCGUGAAGGAGUCCCUCGCCGGUUUCGAAAAGUACAACUCUGUCGCCAUGGAUGAGCAGAUUGUCGACUCCAUGGUCUACCGUCUCUUCCGUGAGCCUCAGUGUUUCGAUGUCGUUGUCGCUCCCAACUUGUACGGUGACAUUCUUUCUGACGGUGCUGCUGCCCUCGUCGGUUCCUUGGGUCUCGUUCCCUCCGCCAACGUCGGUGACGAGUUCGUCAUGGCUGAGCCCGUCCACGGAUCUGCCCCCGAUAUCGUCGGUAAGGGAAUUGCCAACCCUGUUGCCAGUGUGAGGUCUGUUGCGUUGAUGUUGGAGAUGAUGGGUCACAAGGAGGUUGCUGGACGUAUCUACAAGGCUGUUGACGGUGUUUUGGAGGAGGGUAAGAUCUUGACUCCUGAUCUUGGUGGUAAGAGCGGAACCGAUGAUGUUACCAAGGCGAUUAUCGAGAGGCUUUGA